AUUAUCUAUCCAGUAUAAAUAGAAGUGUAGUCAGAGAAGGAACAGAAUGGAAAACUCAUGAUGAAUUGUUAGGGCAUGUUGAGUUGGUUCUGUCACUGCCUGCAGUCAGAUGAUUUCACUGGCUGUACAAGAUGAAAUCUCAUAUUUCAAUGUAUAAGUAAAAGUGUCAAAGUUCAGCUGAAGCAGGGACGAAUACAGAGCAAAUUUUGUGUGUAUUUGUAACUAGGGCACCAGAGCAAUAGAGGAAGCCAAAAUGAGCCGGAAAAGCAGAAGCACUUUAAAGGAGAAAUUUGCCUUGAAGAACAGCUUGGCUAAAGAAGCCCUCUCAGAAUUCCUGGGAACUUUUAUAUUGAUAGCACUUGGCUGUGGCUGUGUGGGCCAGGCUGUCCUUAGCCGAGGAGCACAUGGCGGGCCCAUGACAAUAUCGGUUGGAUUCGCAAUGGCAGUCACCAUAGCAGUGUAUGUGUCUGGGGGGGUUUCCGGUGGUCACAUAAACCCAGCCGUUUCAUUAGCCAUGUGCGUGACUGGAAGAUUAAAAUGGACCAAAUUACCAAUUUACAUAUUAGCACAACUCCUGGGAGCAUUUGUUGGAGCAGCAGCUGUCUUUGGGAUUUAUUACGAUGCCUUUAUGGAGUAUAGCAACGGAACACUUCAAGUCACAGGACCUAAUGCAACAGCACACAUCUUUGCAACAUAUCCAGCUCCCUAUCUGUCCCUCAUAAAUGGAUUUGCAGAUCAGGUGAUGUCAACAGCUGUUCUUCUUCUGGCUAUAUUUGCUAUUUUUGACACCAAAAAUAACAGCGUACCAAAGGGCCUGGAGCCAAUUGCAGUAGGAGUUCUUAUAAUUGUUCUUACUUGCUCCUUGGGAAUGAACAGUGGCUGUGCCAUGAACCCAGCCAGGGAUCUAGGCCCAAGGCUCUUCACAGCCAUUGCAGGAUGGGGGAUGGAAGUAUUCACGGCUGGGAAUAACUGGUGGUGGGUCCCUGUUGUUGCACCUAUGCUGGGAGGUGUACUUGGAGCAAUGACCUAUAUUGUUCUUAUUGAAAUUCAUCAUUCAGAUACUCAGCCAGGAGAAGAAAAUGAUGUGUAUGAUAAAUACGAAUUGACCAACGUGGAGUAAGAAGUGAAGAGUUUUCUCAUUUUGUUGUGUAGCUUUUACGCAAAUGAUUGUUUGGACCAUGUUACAAAACCUGUAUGACUCAAGCGGAAAUUCACAUUUCUAGGCAAAAAAAUCUAUAUAGAAGACAAGUUCAAAACUAACCUCUUUUCAUGAAACAUCAGGCUGAUCACAUUCCAAACUUGGAACUUGGAGGUGGGAAUGGUAAAUUGUUCUUUUCCUAAGGCUUUCAGAUCCAUCUCCUAGAUUAAGUUGCAGUGAGAUGAUGCACUGACCUGUUAAUACAACACAUAUGGUGCUAAUCAUGCUGCCUAAUUAACUGAAAAAGAUGAGGUAUUGUUACAAAAUAGCAUGCAUAGGUAGUUAAUUGAUUCAGUGCUGAAUUAAUGUGCAAGAGCACCGCUCACUUCUUACAGCCAUUAUUUAAGAAAGGAUCACCUGAAAAUAAAACACAAUGCCUGCAUUGUCAGAAUGUAAACCGAAGUAGUUUUAACUUACUAAAUCUUUAUGGAGCCACAAAUUGAUUGGCAAGUAAUCAACUCCUAAGUGAUGAGGUUUAGUAACACAGAAUACAAUCACAAAAGGUAAAAACCAUGUGCUAUAAGAUCAACACCAAAAAGACAAAGGUGUACUUCUGCACAGGUUUUUUAUACAAUUAUAUUCUGUUAUUUUUAAACUAUUUUCUUGACUUUUGUGCAACCCAAUAUUAAAAUCCUAGCCUAAUAUUAAUCUGAA
Molecule: messenger RNA, 1852 nt
Organism: Apus apus (common swift)
Lineage: Eukaryota; Metazoa; Chordata; Aves; Apodiformes; Apodidae
Gene: AQP9
Product: aquaporin 9
Exons: 6
Coding region: 254-1120 (288 amino acids)
Biological process (GO): glycerol transmembrane transport; water transport
Cellular component (GO): plasma membrane; basolateral plasma membrane
Molecular function (GO): water channel activity; glycerol channel activity; urea transmembrane transporter activity
Source: RefSeq, a predicted model, not a curated record